Molecule: messenger RNA, 717 nt
Organism: Candidozyma auris
Lineage: Eukaryota; Fungi; Ascomycota; Pichiomycetes; Serinales; Metschnikowiaceae
Product: putative uridine kinase
Exons: 1
Coding region: 1-717 (238 amino acids)
Cellular component (GO): cytoplasm
Molecular function (GO): kinase activity; ATP binding
Source: RefSeq, a predicted model, not a curated record
AUGAACGCUGUGGUUGUGCUCAUUGGCGGGGGGCACGCUGCAGGGAAACGCACCACGGCCCAGUGGAUUAAGAAUGAUAUCAAGAAAGUCAUAUCUGGCCCGUUGGACGUGGAGGUGAUUGAUAUGGACGACUACUGUAGCCAAAAGUGUCUUAGUGUGGGCCAGGAGCACGACAAGAACGCUGCCAUAACUGUGAACGAAAACAAAACAGUGUCGGUGCCUAAGCCCUCGCGGUACGAUUUUUCUGCUUUGCACAAACAUAUUGAGCAGCUGGCAUCGUCGCUGACCACCUCCAAAAAGGUCAUCAUUGUGCACGGUCUCUAUGCUCUAUACGAGAAAUCGAUUCGUGACUUGUCUCACAUCAAGGUUUUCAUUAGUGGAGAUGCUGACUCCCGUCUUAUUCGCUGGAUACGAAGAGACGUGCUUGGGAAGCACAAGACGGUUCAGUUGGAGAAUAUCAUCAACGCAUACUUGCAUGGAGCCAAACAGGAAAUGAACGACUAUAUCUUCCCUACGAAAGAGCAGGCAGACGUAAUAAUGCCUCGUGGUGCCGAAGCUAACGCAGUAUCAUUGAUUGUGGAUGGUCUUCUUCCGCUUUUGAGUCCAAAUGAGAAGAUGCCUGAACCAUCGAGCUCAAAUGUCUUGAGACCGACCGAGCACUCAUUCAAGAACGAAAAGUUCGAUGCUCAAAAAAAUAAAUACUACGAUGUUGCAUGA